Messenger RNA from Neoarius graeffei (lesser salmon catfish), 2534 nucleotides. RefSeq names its product transmembrane protein 163a (gene tmem163a). The coding region runs from base 1329 to 2123 and encodes 264 amino acids. Gene Ontology annotation, cellular component: synaptic vesicle membrane. The transcript has 8 exons. The record is from RefSeq and is a predicted model, not a curated record. Gene Ontology annotation, molecular function: zinc ion binding. Lineage: Eukaryota; Metazoa; Chordata; Actinopteri; Siluriformes; Ariidae.
CUGCAUCAGGGUGUUCGGGGCAGAUCAGGCAGAUCAGGGCAGAUUGGACACAUACCGGGGCAGAUCAGUCAGAUACCGGGGCAAAUUGGACUGAAACAGGGGCAAAUCAGGGCAGAUUGGACUGAUACUGGGGCAGAUUGGACUGAAACAGGGUCAGAUCAGGGCAGAUUGGACUGAUACUGGGCCAGAUUGGACUGAAACCAGGGCAAAUCAGGGCAGAUUGGACUGAUACCGGGGCAGAUCAGAGCAGAUUGGACUGAAACCAGGGCAGAUUGGACUGAAACAGAGUCAGAUCAGGGCAGAUUGGACUGAAACUGGGGCAGAUUGGACUGAAACAGGGGCAGAUCAGGGCAGAUUGGACUGAUACUGGGGCAGAUUGGACUGAAACUGGGGCAAAUCAGGGCAGAUUGGACUGAUACUGGGGCAGAUUGGACUGAAACCGGGGCAAAUCAGAGCAGAUUGGACUGAAACCAGGGCAGAUUGGACUGAAACAGGAGCAAAUCAGGGCAGAUUGGACUGAUACCGGGGCAGAUCAGAGCAGAUUAGACUGUCUGAAACAGGGGCAGAUCAGGGCAGAUUGGACUGAUACCGGGGCAGAUCAGAGCAGAUUAGACUGUCUGAAACAGGGGCAGAUCAGGGCAGAUUGGACUGAUACCGGGGCAGAUCAGAGCAGAUUGGACUGAAACCAGGGCAGAUCAGGGCAGAUUGGACUGAAACAGGGGCAGAUUGGACUGAAACAGGGGCAGAUCAGAGCAGAUUGGACUGAAACAGGGGCAGAUCAGAGCAGAUUGGACUGAAACAGGGGCAGAUCAGAGCAGAUUGGACUGAAACCAGGGCAGAUCAGGGCAGAUUGGACUGAUACCGGGGCAGAUCAGAGCAGAUUGGACUGAAACCAGGGCAGAUCAGGGCAGAUUGGACUGAAACAGGGGCAGAUUGGACUGAAACAGGGGCAGAUCAGAGCAGAUUGGACUGAAACAGGGGCAGAUCAGAGCAGAUUGGACUGAAACAGGGGCAGAUCGGGGCAGAUUGGACUGAAACAGGGGCAGAUUGGACUGAAACCAGGGCAGAUUGGACUGAAACAGGGGCAGAUUGGACUGAAACCGGGGCAGAUCAGAGCAGAUCAGACUGUUAUCGGGGCAGAUCGGAGUGAUAUCAGGAGGAGUGUUGCGCUGCAGUUUGGACAGACAGACAGACAGACAGACAGACUCCUGGCAGAUCAGUGCGACAGAUCGGACUGAUCGCGGAUCGGUGUGUGGUGGUGCAGAUUGGCAUCAGAUGUGCCUGGAUGGUGUGAGUCUGACGACUCUCCGGGUCUGAUUUCACACUGAAUGAUGGCCGCUAUCUCGGCUCCGUGUCCCGGACCGGAAUCAGCGGCGGCGGCGGAGCAGCCGGCGGCGGGGAGCGGGACAGAGACACACCGGGAGAUGAACAUCACCGACAGCGUGGAGGGAGAAGGUCUGUUGGAGAGCAGUAUGCGGCUGAAGCCCCAUGAAGCUCAGAGUUACAGGAAGAAGGCGUUAUGGGUAUCAUGGAUCUCCAUCAUGGUGACACUUAUCCUGGCAGUGGCAGCAUUCACUGUAUCCUUCAUGCGACACAGUGCAUCAGCCUUUGGAUUUGCCUUUGAUGCCACAUUAGAUGUGCUGUCAUCCGUCAUCGUGCUUUGGCGCUACAGCAACGCAGCAGCUGUGCAUUCGGCCCACAGAGAGUACAUAGCCUGCGUGAUACUGGGGGUCAUUUUCAUCCUGUCCUCCAUGUGUAUCCUGGGCAAAGCCAUUCAUGAUCUGUCCACAAAGCUCCUGCCUGAAGUGGAUGAUUUCCUCUUCAGUGUAUCGAUUGUGAGUGGGAUACUGUGUGUCAUUCUGGCCAUUGCCAAAUUCAUGCUGGGAAGGGUGUUGACCAGCAGAGCUCUGAUCACUGAUGGUUUUAACUCCUUGGUUGGAGGCAUCAUGGGCUUCUCCAUCCUAAUCAGCGCUGAGGUAUUUCACCAUGAGCCCACUGUGUGGUUUCUGGAUGGCACCACUGGGAUUCUAAUAGGCCUCAUCAUCCUAGCUUAUGGAAUAAAGUUGUUAAUUGACAUGGUACCACGAGUAAGACAAACCAGGAACUAUGAGCGCUUUGAGUGAGUGACUUUGAGGAGAAAAUAGCAUACUCACACCUUCACCUCCAACACAGAAACACACCUAUCUGCAAAUACUCCAGGCAAGAAUACAGAUUGUGACACCAUCUGCAUUUUGGCAGCGGUUACAAGACUAAUUACCACCUCAUUAUCAUCACCAAUGUUCAGAUUCGGUCUCUCAGCACAACACACCUCAGAGAGAGGAGAAGCAAUGAUGAAGACACAGCAGGAGAUGGUUUCUGAGUUUGAUCCAGGUAAAAGAAGCGAGGAACUCAACGCCAGCAAGUCCUGGUUGCCGGAUCAAAGCCUUGGAAAUGCAAAUUCCUUGAUUUAUGAUAACCUUCACUGCCAGGUGUGGUGUGUGUAAUGAAGUACUUGAGAUUAUGAUGGGUUUUUCAUUAUAAUGGACCACCAUUCA